Mya arenaria is the source of this 2489-nucleotide messenger RNA. RefSeq lists its product as uncharacterized. The transcript has a single exon. Lineage: Eukaryota; Metazoa; Mollusca; Bivalvia; Myida; Myidae. The record is from RefSeq and is a predicted model, not a curated record. The coding region runs from base 1326 to 2294 and encodes 322 amino acids.
AGUAUUUAAAAAAAAAAUUUAAUUAUUUGUUUACAAUCUACCUGCUUAGUAUCUAUAUUGUAUAAAGUAGGACAUGUGAUAAACGAUAUAUAAUCGCGAAUGAAUAAUGUAUAAACAUUGCAAGUCUCAAUAUGUGACGUAAAGUUGUCUUUUCAGUUUCGACAUACAUGAACAUACGAAGAUAUUGCGCACUACACAGUUCAGUCUAAACCUUGUCCUUUCGUUUCUUUGGACAAUCUUUGCAUAUGCGUCAUUGGCUAUACAUGUACUAUAAAGGACACUGACACCAUACAGAGCAUUAAUUACUACAAUGAGUGUAAAAGCACCUGCUGGAUAACAGCGUUCUAUAUAUGAACGUAUACAAAACUAUUUUGAUUGAGCCUUCAGUGGACGGGUUGCAACAAAAAUAACAUACGAAUCAUGGACUUGUUGAACACUGUGAUCCUUGGAGAAGAGUAUUUAUAUGCAAAUUUGAGCUGUGUGUUCCUUGGGUAACACACAAUGGCCAAUAAUGAUAAACCGCAAUUCAGAAAGCUAUAACUGAACAUGAUAAUAGAAUGACAUCUGUUUGUGGAUUGUUGAUUAAUUCGUCCCUGAAACAAGAGCAGAAAUACAACAAAAUUCAACAACCAUGUUUUGCUGUAACUGUGACAUAAAUCGACAAUACUAUCCUGAUAGCCUCAUAUUGUCCUGAUAAAACAGCUCAUCUGACUCAGUAUCGUACACAGAUACAUAAUAGAUACAUAGAUAACGUAUACAUAUAAUGUGUAACAAUUGAUCAAUUUUAAACCGAUAUGCUCCACACUUGGAUAGGUUCGCACAAAACAUAUAUGUCAAGAAGCCAAGAGGAUCUUUGUGGCAAGUUUGUGCACCAUUGUGGAUUAAUACGUAGUUUAAGUUAUUGUUUGCUGAGGAAGGACGCUCCCGGCCGGUAUCUCAUAUAAACUGUAAAAAUAUAUGGAUAUCAACGUCGAAAACGAAAGCAGAUCCUAAAUGUAAACCCCUGUCCAUUACUUUUAGAAGUCAAGUAUGUCAGUUUCUUUAUUGAAAGUGUAAAUUCAACAUUCAUCUUCUUCAACAACAUAUUCACAUUGUUCACGGGCUUAUAGUAUUCUUAUCAACAACGAAAUCAUAUUGGACCUUCCAUUGAAAACAUCUGAAACUAACUGCAAGUAAGCAAUUACCCUGCAGCAAUCCACAAAUUAUACAUAUAUUCUACUUACAAUCUGACAUUUGAUAACAUUGUUUCAUCUGAGAAAUGCAUCCACAAUUCUACAAAUGAAAAGGCUGAAACCGAUUCCAUAGAUUCUUUAGCUGUCAAUAAUAUGGAGGCGUUCACACAAGACGUCGACGUCGCAGAAGACAACUCAUCGCCAUUGCUCACAAUAAUACAGUAUGCAAGUUUAUACAUUGCAAGUGGAAUGACAACGUCCGUUUACAUCAUAGAAGGCUUCUUCCACACCAUAAGUACAGCGAUGGCGAGUAUAGUUUACUUUGUAACAGCAACACUGGAUGUUGUAUUAAGAUCCCCCGUGACUGUGAUAACAACUUUGCUCAGCCUUAUACAGAACAUUUUGAAUGGCACUUUAUACAUUCUACUUGAUGUGAUACUCUUUUGCAUGAAAGAAUGCCUUGUUUUCGCCAUCAGAGCAAUUAUGUUCAUCCUGAGCACUUGUUUUGUUUCCAUCCUUACUGUAAUCUCAGUGGCUAUAUCUUUACUGUCUACAACAUUAGUAGGCUAUAUAAGUAUCAUCGACCUUGUCGUCUUCAAUAUCGUCUUUCCUGUAUGCGAUGUACUGUUCUGGAUAUUAGCAGGAUUACCUAUCGUAGUAGGCUCGUUUUACCUGCUUGGAAAAUUGGCACAUGAAAGAGUUUGGGGACAAGAAGGAAUAAAAUACCUAUUUGCGUUGCCUGUUUUAUACGCUUCUGUGUAUAUUUGGAGAAAAGUAUGUGGCGUUAUUCUAUCAUAUAUUGUUCACCCAAUAUGUUACAUUUGUAUAUUGGUAUAUUGUAUGCUUGUAAUUGUGAAAUUAUGCCAAAUAAUAGUUCACGAAGUACGCGAGUUCAAGUUUAAAGAAGCACUUAAAAGGAACCCUACAAAGAACGACGCCUUAUGCAAAGAGUGCGUUAUAUGCUUUGAAGAAAACGUGUUCGUAACGAUAGUUCCAUGUAUGCACAGCAAUAUAUGCCAGUCGUGCAUUUCUCGUGUAAAAAUGGACUCUAACCUAUGUCCAUUAUGCAGAGAAAUAAUUCAGGACGUCCAGAUACCACUGACAAAGAAAUCAAGUUAUUGACACUCAAACCAUUGUCUACGGAUGCCGUCGCUACUUAGGAACAGAAAGGAUGUGUUUUUGUAUUUCAACAAAUUCUACUAUAUUGCCUCAACCUAGACAGUUUAAAACAAUUGAGAAAAUUGGCAAAUUUAUUUUCAUGAAUGUUUAUUGUUACAAUUUUGCUGAAUAAUGUAUUAAAAAUCUUAUAUUUUAUUU